Aplosporella prunicola CBS 121167 is the source of this 957-nucleotide messenger RNA. RefSeq lists its product as uncharacterized. The transcript has a single exon. The coding region runs from base 189 to 761 and encodes 190 amino acids. NCBI's taxonomy places the organism in Eukaryota, Fungi, Ascomycota, Dothideomycetes, Botryosphaeriales, Aplosporellaceae. The record is from RefSeq and is a predicted model, not a curated record.
GCAGCGCGCGCUCAUCUCGAGCUCCUGGCAAACGACGCCAUGGCGCAAACCCGCGCCGCUGGUUCGUUGCCCUUUAACUGCCCGUCGCACGCUAGACGACUCUGUCUUUACUUGUACCCAACGUUCGCCCAUGCUCGACUUCCGAGGCUCCCUCGACUCUCUCUGACUUUUCUGACUUUUCCACCACCAUGUUCGAAGGCUUCUCAUUCGGCGCUGCUUCGCGCCACCCCUCUUCACUCGACACCUCCGACGACGACUAUACCCAUCUCUCGCCAACUUCCUCUCCUCCGCCUCAUCUCCUACCCGAAUACCACAACAUGUCCAUCUCCGAACUCUCCAGGCGCUUCAGCGCUCAGCGCAUAGAACCCGAAUACUUGGACCCUUAUGCUCCUCAGGAUCAACCAGACUGGCUUUCCUCCAUGCCGACUUCACCGACAUCAUCACCCAGCGGUCGCUCUUCUCCUCAUCAAUCGAUACGAGAUCGCAGACAAGCCCACACUCAAUGGCAAUGCGAAGCGGUAAACAUUCGCGAUCUGGCUUCGUUGGUAGAACAAAUGGUCGAAUCCGGCGAUCAGUGCUCGCUCAGGUCAAAGAGCACAUCGUCCAGUUCCUCCGAAUCGGGCGAGGAUGAGGAUGGCCUUCAAGGCUCCAAAACACCAUCUCUCAAAUACCGGAGAUCUGGCGACUUGUCACGAAACGCGGCGGUAUCCAAAGACAUUCGUUUCCGCAGGAGGCCACGCAAGGCGUACAGCCACAAAUAAUUGAUUACACAGAUGGGAAUGGCGUUUUGUUGGCAGUUAAGAAGGAUACAUGAUACCCCAGCGCUGGACCGCGCUUUACCAUUCUCAAAGCUUUAUAAUACUACGGGUUAGGCUGGGUCCAGAUGAAUGGUUUAUCAAAGACCGCCGACUGCACGGCUUAUAUAGAUUAUAAGAAAUAAUGCUUAUUUGUAUCGGA